This is a messenger RNA of Cylicostephanus goldi, 531 nucleotides long. The record is from the annotation of a GenBank genome assembly. NCBI's taxonomy places the organism in Eukaryota, Metazoa, Nematoda, Chromadorea, Rhabditida, Strongylidae.
GUUCAAGAAAGCCUACCAACACCUCUGGUUGGACAGGGUAUGAGUACCCCAACAUUACCGUUGGUUGAGAGCGAUAAGCUGGAGGAUUCGAGGGCUGUGGGAAGCUUUUCUCCGCUAACGAUUUCACCCGCAGUUGCAACUCCUCCGCAGGAAGAAGCUAGGUUGAGCGAAGUUGGUGCCAAUGCUGGAAAAAGACUGAUCAGAAAGACGGAUCAAGAGGAGAUCGAUGAGAUCAUGGAUGCCUUCAGACGCAAUUAUGUGGCCUGGAUGAACCGCAAACUUGAGGAUCUGAAACAGCAAGUACUCAGCAAAGUUAGCACUCCCAUAUCACAAGAACAAGAACAGGAGGACGAAAACUCGGGAUCCAUCUACGCAAACCCUGAUUGCGAAUGGAUGGACGAGUUUGAGCAAAAUCCUCCUCCUCAAACAAAAACGCUACGUUUGAUUGAGCCGAAAUGGAGCGAAUUAGCGUUUGAAGAAGAAGACUGCAAACGGAAGGAAAGCAAAGAGAGGGAAAUCUUCCAGGCAUAG